Messenger RNA from Morchella sextelata, 3513 nucleotides. RefSeq lists its product as uncharacterized. The transcript has 3 exons. The record is from RefSeq and is a predicted model, not a curated record. Bases 1 to 3513 code for a protein of 1170 amino acids. NCBI's taxonomy places the organism in Eukaryota, Fungi, Ascomycota, Pezizomycetes, Pezizales, Morchellaceae.
AUGCCAGAUAGGGGCCUUGAUCUCGAUCGAUUCCUAGCAUUACCUGGUAGGGCUAUACACGCGUUAGGCAAGCGCAAACGUGACGGGGAGCGCCUUUGCACCCCAGAUGCCGAUAAGGACGACGAAGACGAGCCUCCUGCUGAGCACGAGCAUCAAUCUGAGCAUCAAUCUAAGGCAGAUUUAGAGCCCGAUUCUGAGCCUGAUAAUGACGAAUAUCCGGUGGUAUCUGAUGACGAAGGACGCCCUGAUAUCUUGGAAGGAAACACCGUUUGGACCGAGCAAUUGGCAGAGCAAAACGCCGAUAUAGAGGAGGCAGAAGCACCCGUUUUGCAGGAGGCGGAGGAGGCGGAGGCACCCGGAGAUGCAGAAACGGUGCCUGAACCGACGAUUGCUUGGAAACCUCCUACUUCAAAGCACCCAAUGAGCCCGUUUCUUUUUGCUUUUGCUGUUUGGUGUGAUAGGGUUAAUAUUAGUCGCCCAGAUUACGCUGCUUUGCUCGAGGUAAUACACCUAGCACGUGACAACCCGGAUGUUUGGAAACACCUCCCAAAUACGCUCGACACCCUCCAAAACCAUUACCAGGCACAGAUACCCGCACCGCCAAUCUACGAGUGCAAGAUCGAUCUCAGAUUAGAUAAGAUGCCAACGGGUCAAUCAGGGGCUGGUAAAGCCUAUUUUUUUGACCCAAUCGAGCUGACACAGACGAUAUUACGCUCUAAGAUGAGGCAGCACAUGCAUUUUGGUAUGGCGCAAUUGGUGGAGGAGGCGUCAGAAUUGUGGCACGGAGAGGCUUGGGCGGAGUCUAUUCGCACGUGCAGUGGUGUAUUUGCUCGAUAUCCUGACGGCUCUCCCAUAUUUCCUUCUGAUUUUGUCACGUAUCGAGAGUCCAAUAUGCUGCAUGCUGGGCGUGUACGAUGCAUUUACCAAGACAUGCGUACCGCACCUACCGCCGGUGCACCUACCGCCGGUGCACCUACCACCGGUGCGCCUACCACACCCAAUAUCGUCGUAUAUUUAGAGCCCGUCAUGGGAUACGUCGAUUUGGCUGACGAUAUCAAGCCUUUGGUGACGCACCCACCACCCCACCCUGGAGAGUGCUUCCUAAUCGAGGACAUCAGGUUGAUAUCAGCCAAUCAGAUAUUCGCUAGAUUAGGUGAAAACGUCACAUUUGAUCGCGAUUUCCGUGACGACAGAGACCUCGCUGAAGAGGCUGAAUUGCUCGGCAGUCAAGAGGCUGCUAGAGAGGGUGCUAGGUUAGCACGUCAGGCAGCACGUCAAAACGCUGGUAUGCGGGUGAAUCAAGCCCAGGCACCAAAUCAACGCCAGGCACCAAAUCACGGUAUGCCCCCACCUCCGCCUCCAAACCAAGCCUUCAACCCUACCGCAUUAAUCAAUAUACGCAGGGUAAUCAACCUAUCAAAACGCUCGAUUAGGGCAGUACGUCUUACCCACCCAGUCAGGGCAGAGCUCGAAAUCAAGGCGUACGGGGUAUAUAUGAUACCGUCUAACCUACCAAUCAGAGAGCGUACCAGGCUCGUUAAUGUCUUUCCCCUGACGCUUGGACCACACGGUAGCGAUUUGCGCGACGUUUUAGGGUGCCUGGAAACGCCCUCCAAAAAGCUCGAAUCCGGGGUAAUAAUGCAGAUUCCGUAUGGCGAAUCGGAGGCGCUAGUGGAGGCGUUUGUGUCGUCAUUUGCGCUAGGGUAUCUAGGUGAUAUGCCUCAGCAAAACGAAUGCGCUGGCUUCCUGCGCCAAAACGCUGCUUUCGGGUGCAGAAGCUGCCUAAUACCAUCAAAAGAAUACGGCAAUUUGGACUACGAUAUCACCAAAAGAGGCAGAUAUCACCACGUGACGCUAGAUAUUAGGACUAAAGUGUCAGAUAUGCCGCCUACUAGGCGCAAAGCGCAUCUCCGAGCGCUGGGUAUCAACGAGCUGCCCUCCCCUGUUUUGACGUCAUUAGCUCCCGCAAUUGACGUGUGUAGGAGCUUUCCGCCUGACCCCCCCCAUGCCGAGAUGUCCGGAAUAGGGCGUUUACUUCAGGAUCUUUUGAUCGACAAUCUCCUGUUGCCCAAUCAACGUGAGGCAUACGCCUCCGUCUUCCGGAAGCAAGCCCUACCACCAGGCUGGUGCAGGGUGCAAAACCCCCUACGUCAUCGCAAUUCCUGGGAUUUGAGCGAGCAAAGCAGGGCUUGUGUCAUAACGGCGAUGGUUUUGCGUACCUGGCUGACAAAUCAACGCCUCCAACCUGCCCUAUUACGUGCUAUCAGAGCAGAGUAUGAUGCAGAAUUGAGUCCUGAUUUGCGCCUAAAAGAGUGCGAUAUCGUGACUAGGGUCUAUAGCCAGUUAGCAUCGAGCUACACCCUGAUUACCAAGCACUGCUUGAGCGCUGAUAACGUGCAGAAUAUGAGCUCUUCAACGCUAAUUUGCCGAUCUCUGUCUCUUAGGCUGAUCAAUUGCGCGAUUAGCGCAGGUACGCGGGGCAGAGGUGGUGUGGCAUCACGUGCCUCCUCCUCAGGUGCCUCUCCAGCACCCAUCAACGAAGACGACGAUAUCUCUGAGCCUGGGAGCCAAUUAGGGGGUGCUCAGCCACCAAAGGCGUCAGCUAACGUGCUCGGGGGGUGGCUGAAUCGACCAAAUAUCCACGUUGCAGUGCAUUAUCACGAUUACUGCAGGCAAUACGCCACUAUCUGGAAUACCAACGUCCUAAUCGGAGAGCAAUAUCACCGUCUUUUCAAACGUCAGGUGACACACACCAACCACAAAGACGUUGAAUUGCAUCUUCUCCGCCACGACGGUAGGAAAAAGACCGUUAGAUUUGUCCUAGAAGGCGCUUUCGAGGAGUCAAAUCCGGAGAUAUCACGUGCCUUUGCUGAUCUCAAGAAGGUGUGCCCUACCCUAAUCGAAUAUCUGCUACCAGUGUCUUCACACCAAUAUCUAGAGGAAGCAGAAACAGGGGUAGAAUCAGCACCAAAUCACGUCAAUCCCAGGGUUUUGGGUCGAGUUCCCGCCAAUUACGUCAGAAACACCGCCCUUUUACCUACCAAAUCACGUGCUUCUGGCGUCUUUGACGAUAUUCUCCGAUUAGCGUACAAAAGGGACUAUUUGCGCCCAAAUAUCGUCGAUUUGGGUGCUAAACCGUAUGCUUACUACCAGCGAUUCACCUUUGUCGAUCCUACAGAGCAGAAACGUAUAGGGUUUACCAAAGGCACAUAUAUUACCCUAAGAGCACCAAAUCAGGGCGAUACACCUCCACUGGUAGGCCAAAUCGAGUAUAUCUUCACCCACAAAUUGCACCAAAUCGAGCGCCUAUUCGUACACGUGCAGAUAUAUGACGACACCGGAAAAUUAGACCCAAUAUCAUCGAUUCCGGUGCUCAAAUCAACCAAUCGGAGAGCAGUAUACGGGCUACCCGCUGUAUCGUCAAAACGCCUCUAUAUUCUGCCUUUUGACCCGUCAGAAUCGUCUUUAGAUAGGCGCUUUUGGUGGUGCAAUUGGGACGUUAGGUUCUGCUGA